Messenger RNA from Australozyma saopauloensis, 414 nucleotides. RefSeq names its product YqaE/Pmp3 family membrane protein. Lineage: Eukaryota; Fungi; Ascomycota; Pichiomycetes; Serinales; Metschnikowiaceae. Bases 1 to 414 code for a protein of 137 amino acids. Gene Ontology annotation, cellular component: membrane. The transcript has a single exon. The record is from RefSeq and is a predicted model, not a curated record.
AUGUGUGGUUGCUUAUCUGACAUCUGUCUCAUCAUUCUUCUGGUUCUUUUCCCACCUCUUCCAGUGUGGAUUCGCCGCGGACUCUGCUCUGCUGACGGUUGGAUUAACGUUUUGCUUUGUAUCCUAGGAUAUUUCCCCGGACUUAUCCACUCAUGGUACAUCAUCGCAAAAUACCCUCCAUGUUCCGGAAAUCAUGGCUCCAAGGUGUAUUAUGUGUACCAAAAUUCUGGUGACUUAGAGGCUCAACGUCACAGCCACCAAAAUUCCAACAACGAUCACCAUCACCAUCACCACCAUACUCAUAGCAACGUGACACAUGAGCCAAUGAAUCACACUGGUCCAAACUACGGUUCAACCAAUGGUGAACCUAGCGGCGCUCCUCCCUCUUACAGUGUGCUUCCUCAGGGCAAGUAA